This is a messenger RNA of Meleagris gallopavo (turkey), 2484 nucleotides long. Lineage: Eukaryota; Metazoa; Chordata; Aves; Galliformes; Phasianidae. The record is from RefSeq and is a predicted model, not a curated record.
UGCUAGGUAAGCCAGUGGAGCUGCAUGAUCAAAACCCUCCUUUAUCCUUUGCAAGAAGAAGUGACAAGGUAAAACAGAGAGAUUAUUGCCAGUUCAGGUUCUGGUGACAUUUAGCACCAAUGGCUGGACUCUGCACUGUCAACAAAGCAAAAUGUGAUUUCUGCAGGUCUCGCGUACAUGACACAGAGAAGCAAGCAAAACUUCUCUCCAAUUCUUUUUGUCUAAUUUUUCUUCACUAAGAGAAAGUUGCAUUGAAGUAAACAAACAAAAGGGCUAUUCACAUUUAACAUUGCUUCUCGCCCCACAGAUAACAAAGUGCAUCUAAAUGGCUUCUAUUAUGGCCUUAGCAAUCUAAUGAUGAAAAGGAGGAGACUGUGGGAUUAUUCGUUUCAUCUUCCCUGGAUGAUGGACGGAGAGAUAUUCACUGCCACUUUGGUGCCAUCUGGGAACGUGACACCAGAUUCUAGCAUGACCCUGGAACAGAAAACAACCUUUGCCUUUGUGAUUUUAUUAUUUAUUUUCUUGGGAAUCCUCAUCAUUCGCUGCUUCCGAAUUCUCCUUGACCCCUACAGGAGUAUGCCAACCUCAACCUGGGCUGAUGGACUUGAUGGGCUGGAGAAAGGCCAGUUUGAUUACACUCUUGCUUAGAGACUGAGAAUUAUGAAGGGUUAUUUAGCACAGCAAUAACGAAAUACAAUUUCUGGAAUGUCGGUUUGUUUUGCAUAUCAAAUGUUAGGAAAUACAACAUACAAACAUGCUCAAAAAUGGAUUUAUUUUUUAAAAAUUAAAUCUCAAAGCAAGUUAACUUUUUGAAAGUAGAUUAGUGAAUCUCCUCGUAGGAAGAAGAGGGGUGUUGCACUAGCAGAAUGGUGCUUCAGAACACCUUGGAACAAUGUGUAGUGUAUGUGAUGUCAUAUAACUGAAGCAAGUGUUUUAUCAUUAUGUAUUAUCAUUAAUGAAAUGCUGUGGUAUAAGGUGUCUUUCAAAUGCAGUAAAAAUGUGAUUUUAUGAUCUGUAUAUAAUAAAUAAACUUUACUUUUCAUGCUCUGAGAACAAAUUAGGAAGUUUUCUGUUCUGUAAUUUGAAUUUGAGAGCUCUAGAAAAUUUCAGGAGAAAAACACCUCCAUGGUUUCCCAGGUUGUUUCCUAGAAUUGCUCAUUGAUCGUGCUACAUAGUACUACCAAAUCACUGACUUUAUAAUCUUUGUUGUGAACAAAAUAUGUAAUGAUUUUGACCUAUGUAUUGCCUUUUUUGCCAAAACUGAUUUCUACUAAGAUAGACUUUUGAACUGUUCUUACAGCAGCUUAUACAAACAAAUUUCAGACUGUGUAUUUCAAGUACCCACUCAUCCUGCUUAUUUGGUAUGUGUGGGUCACACUGCAUUGUUUGUGUUUCCUAAUUGGAUGAUUGAAACAUCAGCAGUAAGAAUCAAUGAAAAUGCUCCCCCUUCACUCAAAAAGUACUUUUGAAAGUGUUUGUACAAUGGCAAAACGUUCCUAGAAGUCACUGUAAAUAAAAACAUAAAUGCAUGAUUGAUCAGGGAAAGAAAUGUGUAGAAGACUGCAUGAAAUUUAGUGGAACAGCUUACAGUCCACGUGGAGGUUUGCAAGUGCUGUUCAGUAGUACUGAAAUACUACAGUGGUAACAACAUCUGAUGUACUGCCAGGAGGAAAAAGCCAUGCUCCCAAAUACACCAGUGUUGUGAAAACAUCCCUGGUGCUGCCCAGAUUGUGAAAAAUUCCAUGCAGGGGGGACGGGAAGCAGCAUGCUGCCUGUUUUAAGACAAAGCCUUAGAUAUAGCUGUAUUACACUCACUGUAACAAUGACAAGCAGUUGGGAAGUUCUCCCUUUGUGCUUUGGCAUGCAGCCUGUAAGCAAAGCCAGGCUGUAGCUGGUACAGCUGGGGCUGUGCUGACUCAUUUGCGCUGUGGCCCUGUCUCUAGCUGUUGCACUUGGAGCUAUUUGUUCCCUUUGCUUCUCAUCCUGUCCAUCGGCUAAAGGUUGCAGCUAUUUGUGGCAGAGAGUGGGAUGGGAGGUGGCUCUGCACGGUGGCUAACACAGUUCACAGGAGGGCAGUAAGAGCUCAGCUUCAUGAUGGUUUCAAAGAAAGAGGAGGGAUUACAAUCUGUGGCUGCUAACACACAAGCACAGCUUUGUCCCUCUCUCUCACAGAGGCAGUAAACUAUAAUAUGGUUGAGCAGAACAGUACAGUGAUGCAUCCAUGCUCUCCAUAAGCCAUGGGGUGCUAGCUGUCACUGCUUCUCCACCAGUACCAGGGCACUUAGGUCAAAGCUAAUGCAAACUUUCAGACUGUUAACUAAACACAAUGACAGAGUGGCAUACAAAAAAUGUUCCUGUUGUUAUGUCAAUACCCCCCAAAGCAAUGUGUUUUCAAUAUUUAUGAAGCUGCAGUAACAGCUCCCUCUGGCUUGGGACUUCUCUCCUGUAUUAAGGUCUUUUCUUUUCUUUUCUUUUCUUUUCUUU